This is a messenger RNA of Amaranthus tricolor (Joseph's coat), 1003 nucleotides long. RefSeq names its product calcium-binding protein CBP-like. The record is from RefSeq and is a predicted model, not a curated record. Bases 41 to 832 code for a protein of 263 amino acids. The transcript is spliced from 5 exons. Lineage: Eukaryota; Viridiplantae; Streptophyta; Magnoliopsida; Caryophyllales; Amaranthaceae. Gene Ontology annotation, molecular function: calcium ion binding.
AUAAUUCACAAAAAAAUUUAAAUAUAUACCAAAAAAAAAAAUGCAAGCAUACCGUCAAGACUAUUGUGAUGAUGGAUCACAAAAACAAAUGUAUCAAUCAUCAUCCCAAUCAUACCAUUCAUCUGGAGGUAUGCACCAUUCCGGCUCGGCCAUGCUGCAUUCUGGCCCGGCCGUGCAGCAUUCCAGCUCCGCCAUGCAGCAUGGCAGUGGAAUGAUGCAUAAAAAUUCAUCGAUGAAUUCUUAUUCAUCGUCAAUGACUGUGUUUGGGCAGGAUGUAUUUUGUGACAUCAUGCCCUCGGCGUUUCCGCCGGGCACUGAUGUAAAGAUGGUUCAGUGCUACAACCAGAUUGAUAAGGAUGGAAAUGGAAUCAUAGAUGAUAGGGAGUUACAGGCUGUGUUAUCCAACUGCAAUCAUAGCUUCGGGAUGAGGACUGUUCACCUUCUUAUGUAUGAGUUCACCCACUCUAACAAAAGGAUGAUUGGUCCUAAAGAAUUUGUCCCACUGAUGAAGUGUCUUCAGACCUGGAGGGCAAUGUUCCAAAGGUUUGAUAGGAACAGGAAUGGAAGUAUUGAUUCAUCAGAGCUGGGGCAAGCACUGAGCUGCUUGGGCUAUCAGGUUUCUCCUGUUAUUAUCAAUCUGCUUGCUGCUAAGUUCAGCAAAUCUGGUCGUAGCCAUACUUAUAGAUGCUCUCUCCAAUAUGAUAGCUUUAUUGAGUGCUGCCUCACUGUUAAGGGUUUGAGUGAGACCUUCUAUGCAAAAGCAGAAUGUGGAAAAGCAAGUUUCUGCUAUGAGGAGUUCCUGCUGAAUGUUCUUCCCUUCAUCAUUGCUUAAUUAAUAAUAAUUAAGCAUCUACUAAUUAAUAUCAUUUCCCUAAAAAUUGGCUACUUAAAUAAUUGGUAUUAUUUGCCACUAUUAUGUAAUAAAUAACACAAUUAAUAACUCUUGCUAUCAUCAUUUAUGUUAUGUUUUUGAAGUUAUUGAAUUAUGCAUUUAUAUGUGUGA